Molecule: messenger RNA, 1339 nt
Organism: Condylostylus longicornis
Lineage: Eukaryota; Metazoa; Arthropoda; Insecta; Diptera; Dolichopodidae
Exons: 5
Coding region: 70-1020 (316 amino acids)
Molecular function (GO): sequence-specific DNA binding
Source: RefSeq, a predicted model, not a curated record
AAAAACCCUUUCAACUAAUUGAUUUUUUAUACCUAAAAUAUUAAUUAAAUAUUUACAAAAAAAAAAAAAAUGAGUUGUUUCGUAAAAAAUUGUGGAAAUUAUCCAUAUAAAAAGUCGAUAAGAAAUAUGAGAUUUUUUAGGUUUCCUUCGGACAAAAGUUUAUUUAGAAAAUGGGUAAAAGCAUGUGGGAUUGAAGUAAAUGAACGUCAGGAUAAUAUGCGCGUAUGCCAAAAUCAUUUUGCAGAUGAGGAUUACAGAUUACAGGAUAUUCUUUUAAAAACAGACUUAAUGAAAAGGCGACUAAAACCGGGAGCCGUACCGUCGAAAAAUUUACCACCUCGAAUAAAUAGUAUUGAAUCACGGGAGGAGUGUAAUCAUGAAUUAAAAGGAGAAACAGAACACAUAGCAAUUGAAUCAAAUAGUUGUGAAACAAUAUGUUGUGUAAAAUCUUGUUUUAGCACAAAAAAAUGUGGAAAAAUAAGUUUUUUUAAAUUUCCUGAAGAUGUAAAUCGUAAGCAAGAAUGGGAAAAAUUAUUGAAACUUGAAAAUGAUUUAGCUAACGAAAUGGAAAUAUGUUCUAUGCAUUUCAAAAAAAAAUAUUUAAUUGAAGAAGGGGAACAUUUAACAUUGUCAGAAGAUGCAAUACCUACAAUACGCGUAGGUCCACCAAUAACCGAAAAAAUUGAGAAAGGUAUUAAAUUGCCGGAAUCAAAGAAAAAAAUUCAACAACCUUCUAAAAUGCAAAAACCUUAUAAAAUGCCUAUAAUGUUUGUUUCUUGUUCAACUUUAGGUGAAGAAAAUGACGAAGACGACGAAAAUAUUGGCUUGUUGUCAUUGAAGAAUAAAAUUUUACAACAAUCUGGAAAAUUUAAAAAUAGUAAUGCACCAUUAAAAUUAAAGAAAACUUUGGAAUUAACAUCUGAAACAAAAACCAAUUCUCCGCUAACAGAGUAUAUAACGUCUACAGCAUUUGUUUUUGGUUCAAACGUAAGUUUCAAAUUGCAAGGGGAAAAAAAUUAAAUCAUUUACACAUGAAAAUUAUCAAUACUUAGCUAUCCCACCGCCUCUGAUUUUUUUUAUGUCAAUGAAUACUGCAAAGCUUUAAAAACUAUGAAAAAUUAAUGCCGAAUUUAUAAACGUUUGUAAAUUUUUGGAUUUAAUUUUCGAAAAUUUUUUGUAUACAAAAAUUAUGUCAAAAAAUUUAAAUAUUAUUUUUAUUCGAAUGAAUAGGUGGAUGAAAAUGAUGAGAAACAUAUGAGUUGCCCUACGGCAUCAGACGUGGAAACCCAGCCACUCUCCAAAAAAUUCAAACCUAAUCAAACCACAUUAAAACAAUGUU